AUGAUACUGCGACACAAGAGAAGCCCGCAGCAGCUGCAGCAGCAGCUGCUGCUACUAUUGUUGCUGCUGCUAGGGCAGCAGCAACAGCAGCAACCAUUCGCGUAUGGAGGGGAGCUGCAAAGAGCUGCUGCUGCAGAUGUUGUAGAGGCGGAGUUGCUGCCAACUGCGGGGCUUGGCCUCUCACAGGCUGCCGCUGCUGUUGAUGAUGCUGCUGCUGCAGCAGCAGCAGGCGUAGCAGAGACUGGAGCAGCAGCAGAGACUGCAGUAGCAGCAGAGACUGGAGCAGCAGCAGAGACUGCAGUAGCAUCAGAGACUGCAGCAGCAGCAGAGACUGCAGCAGCAGCAGAGACUGCAGCAGCAGCAGAGACUGCAGCAGCAGCAGAGACUGCAGCAGAGACUGCAGCAGAGACUGCAGCAGAGACUGCAGCAGAGACUGCAGCAGCAGCUGCAGCAGCAGCUGAAGAGGAGAAGAGAGAAAUCGAUACGUCACAACUCCCUCCGGCUGAGGAGACACUAUUGGAACUACCAGACAGCAGCAGCAGCAGCAGCAGCAGCAGCGGCAGCAAUAACAGCAACAGCAGCAGCAGCAGCAACAGUGGAGAGGCUGGUGGUGUCUCCGCUAAAGAAGAAGAAAUAAAAAAAGAAAAAGGAGACAAUUCAGCUGUACAUACACCGCAAGAUUUGCUGCAGAUGCGCCACGUACAGCCAACAGCAGCAGCAGCAGCAACAACAACAGAAACAGAAACAGCGACAACAAAUAUAACAGCAGCAGCAGCCGCAGCAGCCGCAGCAGCAACAGCAGAAACAGGAGAAACAACAACAUCAACACCAGCACCGACAACACAAGCAGCAACAACUGCAGCAGCAGCAGCAGCAACAGCAACAGCAGCAGCAGCAGCAGCAGAAGAAGAAGAGAUAGAGGAGGAGAUAGAUUUUAGCAACGAUUUUUUCGACUUAGCCAAUUUUUUCUUCUUUGAAUGGGGAGACCCAACUGGUGGAUGUGUAGAAUAUUUAAAUAAACAAAAUGCAGAAAAAUAUAAUUUAAUUAAGGUCCUUUCUGAUCAAAGAAUUCAAAUUCUCUCUGAUACAACAGAGACAUUACCAAGUGGUAAAGGGAGAAAGGCUAUUAGAAUUACUUCACAAAAAUCAUGGAAUGAUGUGUUGUUUCUCUGUACUACUAUUACUAUUACUAUUACUAUUACUAUUACUAUUACUAUUACUAUUACUAUUACUACUACUAUUACUAUUACUAUUACUAUUACUAUUACUAUUACUAUUACUAUUACUAUUACUAUUACUAUUAGUAUUAGUAUUAGUAUUAGUAUUAGUAUUAGUAUUAGUAUUAGUAUUAGUAUUAGUAUUACUAUUACUAGUGGUGUUGGUGUUGGUGUAUGUGUGGUUAUUUUGUAG
This is a messenger RNA of Eimeria maxima, 1410 nucleotides long. Its product is annotated as PAN domain-containing protein, putative. Bases 1 to 1410 code for a protein of 469 amino acids. The transcript is spliced from 4 exons. Lineage: Eukaryota; Apicomplexa; Conoidasida; Eucoccidiorida; Eimeriidae. The record is from RefSeq and is a predicted model, not a curated record.